This is a messenger RNA of Hippocampus zosterae (dwarf seahorse), 1905 nucleotides long. It is a transcript of the gene aamp, whose product is annotated as angio-associated, migratory cell protein. Gene Ontology annotation, cellular component: cytosol. The transcript is spliced from 11 exons. Gene Ontology annotation, molecular function: protein binding. NCBI's taxonomy places the organism in Eukaryota, Metazoa, Chordata, Actinopteri, Syngnathiformes, Syngnathidae. The coding region runs from base 410 to 1645 and encodes 411 amino acids. The record is from RefSeq and is a predicted model, not a curated record.
CCCGAAUUUAGUAUGCAGGCAGUCCUUGCUUUAAAACGAGUGAAAGACGUGCCAAUUUAAGGACAUAAUUUUUUGCAACCGUAACAACAUCGUGUUUUCUAAUAAAAUACAAAUAAAACUUUUCGUGCGACGUGAGCGAUGUCGAAUUUCGGACAGAGAACCCUAUGUACCCUGACAAUUAUGACCAGGGCAAAAAGUUCGCCAGCAACGUGGGAAGGAUAAGCAAUAAGGAUAUCGCGUGUGUUUUUUUGAGGGGGUGUUUUUGUUUCUUGGAUUGUUUGUUUUACACAUGCCACUCAAGAUGGUCUACUUUUCCUCAACAUAUACGACGUUAGCUCGGUUGGAAAUAUAACACCGUUUUCAUUCACGUACUGUAACUUGGUUGCUUAGCUCGUAGCGUGCUAACAUCAUGGCGAACAUGGAGCAAAAUUCGUUAGAGCUUCACGGAGACGAAGAAAUCAUUGAAGUCAUCGACCUGAACGACACCGAAGAUGGUCCAGAUAACUUGGCAGACGACCUGGAGGACAUCGACUUUGAAGAGGCUGCCAAUGCAGACGACAAAGGCUGGGAGACAGAGGAUGAGAUGGAGUUGGAGCGGGAUGAUAGCGAGUUGACUUUCUCCAAACAUACUGGCUCUGUAUUUUGCGUGAGCUUUGACCCAGCCACCAACAACUUGGCAGUGACAGGAGGAGAAGAUGAUAAGGCGUACGUGUGGAGGGUGAGCGAUGGCGAAGUUGUCUUGGAGUGUACAGGUCACAAGGACUCUGUUACGUGUGCCGUGUUCAGCCACGACUCCUCGCUUGUGGCUUCAGGUGACAUGAGUGGCCUGAUUAAAGUCUGGAAAGUGGAGACGAAAGAAGAGAUCUGGUCUUUUGAAGUCGGAGAUCUGGAGUGGUUGGAGUGGCAUCCCUGUGCUCCAGUGCUUCUGGCAGGAACAGAUGACGGUAACGUGUGGAUGUGGAAGAUCCCUAGUGGAGACUGUAAAACCUUCCAGAGUUGUGCAUGCCAGUCCACCAGUGGCAAAGUCCUUCCUGAUGGCAAACGCGCUGUGGUGGGUUAUGAGGACGGAACUGUGCGCUUCUGGGAUUUGAAGCAAGGCAACAGCAUUCACGUCAUUAAAGGUAAGGAUGGACACCAGGGGGCGCUGACAUGCCUUGCAUGCAAUAAGGACAGCUCUUUGGUACUCACUGGCUCAGUGGAUGGUUGUGUAAAGCUCAUCAACACUGCUACGGGCAAGGUGGUGAGCAUGUUCUCUUUGGAUGGAAGCAAAGCCAAAGAUGAGGAAGAAUCCAACUCUGUGGAAUCGGUGGGAUUCUGCAACUUCCUUCCGCUCAUCGCUGUGGCCUAUCUAGAUGGCACCUUAGCCAUUUACGAUCUUUCCACGCAGAUGCUACGACACAGAUGCCGACAUGAGGCUGGCCUUGUUCACCUACAGUGGGAGGAGUCUUCUUCGCUGGUGUCCACCUGCAGUUUGGACGGAGUGCUACGCCAGUGGGACGCUCGCUCCGGCAAGAUGGUGUCUGAGUACCGCGGUCAUGCCGCGGAGAUCUUAGACUUCUCAAUUAACAGGGAAGCGACAGUGGCAGUCACCGCUUCAGGAGACAACCAAGCUAAAGUGUUCUUCCUCCAAAGGCCUGAUCGCUAAAAAAAUAAAAGGGAGAGAGCGAGAGAGAGGAAUCGGGACAGCACCUCAGGAAAAAAAAAUGUCAACUCUUCGCUUGUGCUUGUUGCACCGUUGUAAUUUAAAUCUCCAUCUGAUGAACCUCACUGAAAUUAUGUGUGAAUGGAGAAAUCCAAAGAGUGAAACAUGAUGCCAUCUCCCUCCGGACUUGAUUUGAAUGUUGCGACCAAUGUCAACUUAAUUGUAAAUACAUGAAACAUAUACUAAAAGACACUUGGACUCCA